AUGUCUGUCCGAAGAAAUGUCCGUCUACGUCGCGAAUAUUUGUACCGCAAGGGUCUGGAGGGUAAAGAGCGCUCAUUGUAUGAACACAAGCAACAAUUAAAAGAGGCCAUACGCAGUGGCAAAGCCAUUCCGACCGAGUUACGCAGUGCAGAGAAGAGUCUGCGACAUGAAAUGGAAUACGACGAUGAAGCGCAUGAAAAGCCGCUUAAUCACAUUGACGAUGAGUAUAAAAAUGCCGGUAUGUUUGACCCCAAGAUUGCCAUUACGACAUCACGUGAACCAAGUUCAAGACUCAAGCAAUUUGCACAGGAGAUUCGUCUCAUUUUUCCCAAUGCCAUUCGACUCAAUCGUGGUGCACAUACUAUAGGCAAUUUGGUGGAGAGUGCAAGAGCCAAUGACUUUACAGAUCUCGUGUUGGUCACGGAGACCCGGGGUGAACCAGAUGGUCUGGUGGUAUGUCACUUGCCUUACGGCCCUACGGCCUAUUUUUCACUGAGUAGCACGGUGCUGCGUCACGAUAUUGAAGACCGUGCUACGAUUUCUGAGGCGUAUCCGCACCUCAUCAUUAACCAGUUUGAGACGCCGCUGGGCAAGCGUGUUGCAAACAUUCUGAAGCACUUGUUUCCUGUGCCCAAGCCUGAUACCAAGCGUGUUAUCACGCUUUCGAAUGAGAACGACUUUGUGUCGUUCCGACAUCACGUCUUCAAGGUGACAGGACGCGUAGUAGAGCUGCAAGAAUGUGGACCUCGCUUCGAACUGCAACUGUACCAGGUAAAGCUUGGAACACUCGAUCAGAAGGAAGCGGAAAACGAGUGGGUCUUGCGACCUUAUAUGAACUCUGCCAAGAAACGCCGAGUGUUGUAG
This is a messenger RNA of Peronospora farinosa, 864 nucleotides long. Lineage: Eukaryota; Oomycota; Peronosporomycetes; Peronosporales; Peronosporaceae. The record is from the annotation of a GenBank genome assembly.